GCGGCUGAAAAGCAUUCGACCUGGACUGCGUUCCAGGAGAAUUGGAGCGAAAACGGGUUAGCCCCUUUCCCCUCUGCGCGCUCUCUAAAAUCUCCUCUUCCGUAGAUUAGGGCAUUUAGCCAUGAAAUGUUGCUGUGUGACAAAAUGAGCUAGUUUGAGACACUCGCUUCAGUCACUGCGGUGGGAGAACGCUUACAUAAUAAGCUACUGUAUCCCCCCUUCGCUCGUCUGCCGGGAAAAUGAAGUGCAACCCCGGCUUGCUUCAGGUGCAUGCUGCAUCCAGUGGGAAUUUCUUCUUCUUUUCAGUCUCAAACGUUGGCCACCCCAAUGCAUCACUUCACUUCGUUACGAUCCCAGUUUACCACUUCUGACAUGGACUAUGAGCGGCCAAACGUUGAGACCAUCAAGUGCGUAGUAGUGGGGGACAACGCGGUGGGCAAGACCCGACUGAUCUGUGCCCGCGCCUGCAAUGCCACCCUGACCCAGUACCAGCUGCUCGCCACUCAUGUGCCCACUGUCUGGGCCAUCGACCAGUACAGAGUGUGCCAGGAGGUGCUGGAACGUUCCCGAGAUGUGGUGGACGAUGUCAGUGUCUCCCUGCGUCUGUGGGACACCUUCGGAGACCACCACAAAGACAGGCGCUUUGCCUAUGGAAGGUCCGAUGUGGUGGUCCUGUGCUUCUCCAUAGCCAACCCCAACUCCCUGUUCCACGUGAAGACCAUGUGGUACCCAGAGAUUAAGCAUUUCUGUCCCCGAGCCCCUGUCAUCUUGGUGGGCUGUCAGCUGGACCUGCGCUACGCUGAUCUAGAGGCAGUCAACAGAGCUCGGCGACCUCUUGCAAGACCAAUCAAGUCCAACGAGAUCCUGGCUCCAGAGAAGGGGCGCGAGGUCGCCAAAGAGCUGGGGGUGCCGUACUACGAGACCAGCGUGGUGGCCCAGUUCGGCGUGAAGGACGUGUUCGACAACGCCAUCCGAGCAGCGCUCAUCUCACGGCGCCACCUGCAGUUCUGGAAGUCACAUCUCCGCAACGUGCAAAGGCCCCUCCUGCAGGCUCCUUUCCUGCCCCCCAAGCCCCCGCCGCCCCUCAUCACCAUCCCGCUGCCCCCCUCCACCCCAGACGAGCACCCCGCCCGGCUCCUGGAGGACCCGCUGUGCGCCGACGUGGUGCUGGUGCUGCAGGAGCAGCAGCGGAUAUUCGCUCACAAGGUGUACCUGGCCACGGCCUCCUCCAAGUUCUACGACCUGUUCCUGGCGGACGUGCGAGCGGGGGAGGCGGCGGAGGGCUCUGGUGGCCAGCAGCCAACCGGCCGAGAGCCACCGGCCAGAGCGGCCAGCUUUGACGCGUGCGAGAGCGGGGAGGAGGCGGGUGUCGGUGGCCGCGGUGGUCUCCGGGCCUGCAUCAGCGACGGCACCCUGAUCGGCGGAGAAUCGGACCAGGGGGACCAGGAUGCGGCGGGCGGACACUCGGGCCGCCUGCCGUCCUCCUGGGGGCGGGCCUUUGUGCGCAUCCAGAGGGAGUUGGUGGACGACCCCGUCACUCACCUGUCUCGGCCAAUGACGGUGGUGUGGAUGGACCCGUCGGUGCUGACCGGCCCGUUCCGGGUGGUGCUGCGCUACCUGUACACGGGCCAGCUGGACGAGCACGAGCGCGACCUCAUGCACAUCGCCCACAUCGCCGAGCUGCUGGAGGUCUUCGACCUGCGUAUGAUGGUGGCUAAUAUACUCAAUAACGAAGCCUUCAUGAACCAGGAGAUCACCAAGGCUUUCCACGUCAGGCGGACCAAUCGCGUCAAGGAGUGCCUGGCCAAAGGGACCUUCUCAGACGUGGUAUUCAAGCUGGAUGACGGGACUGUGCAGGCACACAAGCCGCUACUCAUCUCCAGCUGUGAUUGGAUGGCCGCUAUGUUUGGGGGCCCUUUCGUGGAGAGCUGCACCAAAGAGGUGCUGUUCCCCAACACCACGCGCAGCAGCAUGCAGGCGGUGCUGGAGUACCUGUACACCGGGCGCUUCUGCUCCAGACCCGACCUGGACGCCCUGGAGCUCAUCGUCCUGGCCAACCGCCUCUGCCUGCCGCACCUGGUGGCCCUCACAGAGCUCUACACGGUGACGGUCCUGAAAGAGGCUGCCUCCAUGGGAGCGGACAUCGAUGGGGACGUCCUGCUCUACCUGGAGAUGGCCCAGUUCCAUUGUGCCUACCAGCUCACCAACUGGUGCCUUCACCAUAUCUGCACCAACUAUAACAAUGUGUGCCGCAAGUUCCCCCGGGACAUGAGGGCAAAAUCAGCAGAAAAUCUGGACUAUUUCGAGAAGCACCGCUGGCCGCCGGUCUGGUACCUGAAGGAAGACGACCACUACCAGAGAGCCAGGAAGGAGCGGGAGAAGGAGGACUACCUCUACCAGAGACGGCAGAGCAAGCGCAAGUGGGCCCUGUGGAACAUGUCCUCCUCGCCCAACAGCCCCUCCUCGUCCUCCUCCUCGCCCCUUCUAGACGAGUAACGAGAACCAAGGAUUGAGGAGAUGAGGCAGAGAGAGUAGAGAGAGAGAGGUUCCAUUGGGCCAUUGUUUCCGGGUUCUAUUAUUGGGGGGGAAAUCCCCCUUUAGGC
Engraulis encrasicolus (European anchovy) is the source of this 2603-nucleotide messenger RNA. RefSeq names its product Rho related BTB domain containing 2b (gene rhobtb2b). Gene Ontology annotation, biological process: regulation of cell shape; regulation of actin cytoskeleton organization; establishment or maintenance of cell polarity. Bases 271 to 2496 code for a protein of 741 amino acids. Gene Ontology annotation, molecular function: protein kinase binding; GTPase activity; GTP binding. Lineage: Eukaryota; Metazoa; Chordata; Actinopteri; Clupeiformes; Engraulidae. The record is from RefSeq and is a predicted model, not a curated record. Gene Ontology annotation, cellular component: cytoskeleton; cytoplasmic vesicle; cell projection. The transcript is spliced from 11 exons.